Messenger RNA from Quercus robur (English oak), 1090 nucleotides. RefSeq names its product protein PHOTOSYSTEM I ASSEMBLY 2, chloroplastic. The record is from RefSeq and is a predicted model, not a curated record. The coding region runs from base 107 to 655 and encodes 182 amino acids. NCBI's taxonomy places the organism in Eukaryota, Viridiplantae, Streptophyta, Magnoliopsida, Fagales, Fagaceae. The transcript is spliced from 6 exons.
GUCCUCCAUGACCUUGUGUUCCAUGUCCACUGUCCCAUACAACACAACAGUGUGUGCGUGUGCCCGUGAGAGAGAGAGACAGAGAUAGACAGAGAGAGAGAAAAACAUGGCAUCUUCUUCUCAGCUCUCAGCUCUCCCUCAACGUUUUGCUUUGGCUACCACGGACCACUUAAAUUUCAAGUCAGUUAGGAUUCGUGUGAGAUCUAGUUUGGAUCGUGAGAACCAAAAUCCAGGAGAUUCAGACAACUCAUCAAAACCAUCAAAGGGAUCUCAAUCAUCAAUCUCUCGGCGUUGUUGUCUCACAUGUUUGUGCUCAACUUUAUCUUUGAUAAACAAUUCUGGUACCCCUAUUUCCAUACAAAAUGCAACUGCUUUGGAAGGGAAUGAAAGACCGGGAUGCCGGAACUGUGGGGGCAGUGGUGCUGUACUUUGUGAUAUGUGUGGUGGUACUGGAAAAUGGAAAGCUCUGAACAGAAAACGGGCUAAAGAUGUCUAUGAAUUUACAGAAUGUCCAAAUUGUUAUGGUCGAGGAAAACUUGUGUGUCCUGUUUGUUUAGGGACUGGUUUACCGAAUAACAAAGGUCUUCUUAGGAGGCCUGAUGCAAAACAGUUACUUGAUAAGAUGUAUAAUGGUCGGCUGCUACCAAAAUCUUGAAUUAGAGGCUUUUUGAUCACAAGAAUACACUUCAACUAGUUGGAGAAAGAAGAGGCAGUAUAGAGUACUUGUUACACUCCCAAGUGCAGCACAGAUAUAAAGCCUUUUUCCUGUUGAGUAAUCAUCAGCUUGGUCUAACCGAAUAGUCUAUACUUGUGAUAAGUUGCAUGCAAUUUGGGCUUGAUACCAAGCACUGGGAAAUACCUUUUGUUUACUUUGUUACUAUAGUAAUUCACUUAGCUGGGGGAGAGAACUACAUGGUUCUACGAUGCCGUGUGAUACAUGAUAAUUGCAUUGCCAAGUACAAAAGGUUUUUUAUUGAUUUGAUCAAUGUACGACACUUGUGGUGGACUCGUUGAUCAUCACAAAUUGUAAGCAUUACAUUAGGCACAUUUGUUUGUUGUGGAAAAUGGACUUUGUUACUGAGCUUUACAA